UCUUUCUGCCACCGCCUCAUAACACACUCUCCUUCCUCUGGUCAGUGUUUCUCUCUUUCAGGUAUCACUUCUCUUUCCUCUGCACUCUGCUGCCUCCCCUCCAGGCAGCGCCCUUGAACCUCUCACUCCCCGCUCCAUAGACACCCCGUACCCAGCACCGGAUGGACCCCCUGCCUCUGCUCCUCUACCUGUGCGCAGUGCUGGCACCAAACCAUGGAUUCAGUGUGGAUGUGGAAGGACCCAUCACCUUCCAGGAGACAGCAGCGGGCUUUGGGCAGAGCGUGGUGCAGUUCGGGAGUGCCAGCACUGGGGGACUGAUCGUCAGGGCCCCGCAGCAGAUAGGAGGCGUGAAUGAAACUGGCAAAGUCUACAAGUGCGAACCGGGUUCCAGACGCUGCCAGGAGAUCCCCAUUCAGAGACCCCCCGAUGCCAUGAACAUGUCCCUCGGUUUGUCUCUGGCGGCCCGUGGCUCUGAGUUCCUGGUGUGCGGCCCCACGGUGCACCGGGCCUGUGGGGAGAAUAUGUACGUCAACGGCUACUGCUUCCGCCUGGACCAGAGCCUCCAGCAGCUCCAGCGCAUCCCGGACAAUCUGCCAGAGUGCCCCAGACGUGCCACAGACAUAGCGCUCCUCGUCGACAGCUCGGGCAGCAUCGCACCUGUGGACUUUGGAAAAAUGAAGACAUUUGUCGCUGAGAUCAUGAAGCGUUUCCCCAGCACCGACACGCAGUUCGCCCUCAUGCAGUACUCCAAUAAAUUUGAAUUGCACUUCGACUUCAUGGCGUACAGGAGAAGUCAUCACCCCGAUCACCUUGUCUGGAGGAUUGAGCAGCUUCAUGGAACGACAUACACGGCCACAGCCAUCCGGAAAGUCGUGCGGGAGCUGUUCACCUCUGGGAGAGGCGCUCGGGAUGAGGCCACCAAGGUUCUCAUUGUGAUCACAGAUGGGGAGAAAUACAAAGACCCGCUUUCUUAUUCAGACGCCGUCCCUGAGGCUGACAAAGCUGGAAUCAUCCGCUACGCCAUUGGGUGCAUCGAGGGGUCACUGUUUCCCAACAGGCUGCACUACUUUGGCCAGGCCGUCAGUGGCAGGACAGACCUGACGGGGGACGGACUGCCAGACAUUGCGGUGGGGGCACAAGGGCAGGUCCUGCUGCUGAGGUCCCGGCCAGUCCUCAGAGUCGGGGUCUCCAUCAGCUUCCAACCCCCCACGAUCCCAACCUCAGCUUUCGACUGCCAGGGGCAGGAGCAGCUCAACACGGAAGCCAGCAGGGCAGAGGUCUGCUUCACUGUCACUAAGAGCACCAGUGACAGCCUAGGUAACAGGAUCUCCAGCACCAUCCAGUACCGCCUGGCUCUGGACCCCGGGUGGACGAAGAUCCGAGCCGCCUUCGAGUCCACCAGCCCUGUCCUGAGCAGAGAACUGCGGCUCAGCAUCGAGACGAGAUGUGAGAUAUAUCAGAUAAUGUUUCCUCUCUGCCCAGAGGACACCCUGACCCCCAUCAACCUGCGUCUCAACUACACCCUGAUGGGGGAGCCCAUCUCUACCGCUAGCAACCUCAAACCCAUCUUGAGUGAGGACUCUGCGACAGUAUCUGCAGGCUUGCUCCCAUUUCAGAAGGACUGUGGCACAGAUGACCGCUGCGAUGACCAGUUAGAAAUCUACUUCAGUUUCUCUGGCUUGAGCACCCUGGUGGUGGGCGUCACCCCCGAACUCAACACUACCAUCUCCAUCCAGAAUCGCGGGGAGAAUUUCUACAGCACCAGUGUGCGAUUCUUCUUCCCGGCCGCGCUGUCCUACCGCCGGGUCCUGCUGCUCCAAGUACCCCAACGAACACCAGGCAUGAGGGGCAGGCUCUGCAGUGGGGAGCUGUGCUGCAGGGAGUGGACAGAGAGCUCAGCAGGGGGCUCUGUGCUACAGGGAGCAGUCUAACAGGAGGGCCGUAGC
Messenger RNA from Dermochelys coriacea (leatherback sea turtle), 1946 nucleotides. RefSeq names its product integrin alpha-M-like. Gene Ontology annotation, molecular function: integrin binding. The transcript is spliced from 15 exons. Gene Ontology annotation, biological process: cell adhesion mediated by integrin; integrin-mediated signaling pathway; cell-cell adhesion. NCBI's taxonomy places the organism in Eukaryota, Metazoa, Chordata, Testudines, Dermochelyidae. The coding region runs from base 162 to 1931 and encodes 589 amino acids. Gene Ontology annotation, cellular component: external side of plasma membrane; integrin complex. The record is from RefSeq and is a predicted model, not a curated record.